Messenger RNA from Racocetra persica, 376 nucleotides. Lineage: Eukaryota; Fungi; Glomeromycota; Glomeromycetes; Diversisporales; Gigasporaceae. The record is from the annotation of a GenBank genome assembly.
AUGAAUUUCACUAAAAUUACAAUUAUUUUAUUCUUAUGCAUUCUUAUCGCUUCUGGCGUUCUUGCGCAAGACACACCAAAAGCCGCCCCCACAGAUGCAAAAGCUCCGACUCCGAGUGGUGCAGCUGCUCCUCCCAGUGGUGCAGCUCCUCCUCCCAGUGGUGCAAGUCCUGCUCCCACAGAAGCAAAAGCUCCGGCUCCGAGUGGCGCAUCUCCUUCCGGUGGUAGUCCUCCUGCUGGCAAAGAACCUAAAUCAGGAGAAGCUCCCGCAUCUACAUCCACAGGAGCUGCCAAGUCGAUUGCUACUUCAAACGUUCGCGAUAACCAUUUUGAAUUGAUCGUUGGUUCUUUAGUUGCUUUAUUCAUUGGUGGUUUAG